Molecule: messenger RNA, 1885 nt
Organism: Pelodiscus sinensis (Chinese soft-shelled turtle)
Lineage: Eukaryota; Metazoa; Chordata; Testudines; Trionychidae
Gene: LXN
Product: latexin
Molecular function (GO): metalloendopeptidase inhibitor activity
Source: RefSeq, a predicted model, not a curated record
UAAUUCCAAAAGAACAUGUCCCUAUACAGACAAUUUGCCUUAUCCUAUUUUGAUAUGCAUAACCAAAAUAACUAUGAAUUUCUAUUAAUCACUGAAACAGCCGCCAAUUAUAUUCAAGGAGUCACAUGAUGAAUAGCAUGAUUCACUACUCUAAAGGAAUAAAAGGCAGGAGAGUACUUUAUAGGUCACUACAGUCCAAACACUCCCAAAUAGUCUAUACUAAAAACAUAACAUAGCUUACAGAUGCUAUUAUGGAAUAUCAGCAAGGAAAUCAGAAUUCUUGCAGCCUCAAAUUCAUUUUCUUUUGCUGUCUAGCCUCCUCUUUAAGUCAAGAUCCUCAAAUGUGAAAUCACAUUUGUGGAUGCAAAAAUUGAAAUGUCAAAACAUGUCUAAAGUGUUCAGAUACCUAAAGAAAAUCUUGACAGAAAGUCAGGGAUCUAAUUGUCAUGCAAAUGUCCCGUGUAACAGAGAAUGAAGAAAUACAGACAACACUUUUGCUAAAAAGAAAUGCAGUUUUUUCAUACAGCAUUAGCUGCUUAAGCGUGGAUGAUCAAGACAGUCCCCUAUACCAACAGGACAGACAAACUGGACAGGACAGUCUUUUAGGGGGCAGAAUAAGCUCCAGAAGUGAAUAUGCCUAAUCACAUGUAUUAACAAAGAAUGCAACAGCAAAAACUGGAUUUAUAAAAUAUGGACAAAAGCAGAAGCUGAGACACAGCUGAUUACAGACCUGUUAUUAGCACGGUUCAUUUUAGGGGCAGUAUUUGGAAAGGAUUCCACACACAAUGUUCAACCUCCCGCAUUAGAUCGUCCCAGAUACCGCCGCUCGUCAUUCCUCCUUCGCAAAAGCGAAAGUAAAACACAGCUGCCCCGCUAGGUGCCGAACAGGUGUCCCGCAGUAGCCAGAUGUGUACCCGCAUCAGCCGCGUCACUGCGCACGAAGGCUCUGCCCACACUCCGCCGAGCCUGCUGCUUCCUGCUUCCGUGGGAGCGGCAGCUGAAGGGAUCGUACGUUCCCCGACCCUUCCCGCUUGUGCCAGCGACUAAAGCGCCCUGCUCCAUGGAAAUCCCCCCGUCCCACUACCCAGCUACGAGAGCAGCCGCGGUAGCACGGAACUACAUCAACUACCAGCAUGGCGGCCCCAAUAAAGUCUUUAUGUUGCAGGAGGUGACCAAAGCCAGCAGGGAGGACAUUUCUGGUGUUGGACAUAAAUACCACCUUAAAUUUGCAAUAGAAGACUUCCUUCACAAGGACAAUAUCAUUAACUGCACUGCUCAAAUUCUUUAUUAUCUGGGCAACCAACACGCUGCACCACAAGUCCAUUUUACAGUGGAAGGAGAACUUGGGAAGAACACAGAUGAAGCAGAUAACAAAUUUUACAAUAGACUCAAGAGCCUUCAAGAACCAUUGGUUGCACAAAAUAUUCCAGACAAUCAUGGCAACAUGUUACCAGAAAUGGAGCCCAUCAGACAUCUAGCCCUGGUUGCCUGUGGUUAUAUAAUAUGGCAGAAUUCAACUGAGAACACAUUGUACAAUUUGAUUCAAAUCAGAAAGGUCAGGCAGGUGAAAAGAAACGAUGAUUACUUAGAAUUUGACUACACCAUCCUACUUCAUGAUAUUGUGUCGCAGGAAAUUAUUCCUUGGCAAAUGCAAGUUCUUUGGCAUCCACAGCAUGGAGUUAAAGUAAUAAAGAACAGCUGUCAGCCAAAACAUGCAGAGCAGAACUAGCAGCAUAUUCAAUAUGGCAAUAAUAGAAGCUAUGAUGAUGGGGAAGUCAUGUCAGCAGACAGCUAACACAGAGAUGAACAAUAUCCUCGCUCAGUGAAACCCUCUUCCUUCCAUGUGUAUUUUACUUCAUGUCCAAAUAAAUCAAAAGGAAUAUUA